AUGCUUCAUUUUCGCGCAGCUGCCGUAGCUCUUGCGGCGCCACCCGUACCAGUCGGUAUGAUCGGCGGUGCCCUGCCAUAUCCAGGUAUCGGUGAUGUUAAUUCUGAACAGGAAUCCACAGGGCCGUCCAUGGAAAGUAACAACUUCCGAACCAGUUUCCACUGUUCCUGUGUGCAGAAUCUUGGUACCUUCAAUGUAUUAUUCGCAGCAGCAAAUGGAGUGGCACCUGUCCGCCGUUCAUGGAACCAUCUUCCUGCCAUUCCAGCCUCUGACUGA
Sclerotinia borealis F-4128 is the source of this 276-nucleotide messenger RNA. The record is from the annotation of a GenBank genome assembly. NCBI's taxonomy places the organism in Eukaryota, Fungi, Ascomycota, Leotiomycetes, Helotiales, Sclerotiniaceae.